This is a messenger RNA of Trifolium pratense (red clover), 2319 nucleotides long. Its product is annotated as interactor of constitutive active ROPs 3. The record is from RefSeq and is a predicted model, not a curated record. Lineage: Eukaryota; Viridiplantae; Streptophyta; Magnoliopsida; Fabales; Fabaceae. The transcript is spliced from 4 exons. Bases 277 to 2136 code for a protein of 619 amino acids.
UGUUUUUGCCUUACUCAUUAAACGACAAAACCGUACUCUCUUUUCUUCUUUCUUUCUCUCUGUUUCACUACUUUCACUUCCCACUCAACAAAACCAACUUCAACAAAACGGUAACAUCAGCCAUUUUAGGAACACAACAAAGUUUCAGUGAGUUUCAUCUUUUCGAACACAACACCUUCAUACUUGUGGGUCAGGGUGCAUUCAUAUUUCAAGCUGUGAGUUAGGCCCAAAUUAUCAACCCAUUUUCUCUUUACUGGAUUUGAAGGCAAUUAAGCUAUGCAUACCCCAAAGACAAGAAGUAGUACUUCUGAAGUGCCUCAGAAGGUUUCUCCACGUGCCGUGCGCCAACUUAGGACUACUACAACUCUAGACACUAUCUCUGUAUCUUCUUCUUCGACGCAAGCUAGUAAGAUAUCAAAGGAAAGAAGUCCCAAAGUCGCUGAUCGAAAAUCACCCAGAAGCCCAGUUCCUGAGAGGAAGCGCCCGAGCAAAAUAUCUGAAUUGGAAUCUCAAAUUUCUCAACUUAAAGGAGAUUUGAAUAAGGUUAAGGACCAGCUUAUUUUGUCUGAAUCAUGCAAGAAGCAAGCUCAGCAAGAUGCCGAGGAAUCCAAGGAGCAACUCUCAAUCCUAUCCGCAAAACUCGAAGAGUCUCAAAAGCAAUAUCUAGAGCUCUGUGCUACCGGAGAAGCUCGUGAUAUUGAGCUCCAGAGAAUCACAGAAGAACGCGAUAGGGCAUGGCAAUCCGAGCUCGAGGCCUCCCAAAAGCAUCUCUCAGUUGACUCAACUGCUUUGGCUUCUGCAGUUAAUGAAAUUCAGCUGCUAAAGGCGCAGCUUGAAUUGGUAGCUAAUUAUGAGAGUGUUCAAACUCAACAUGCAGAAUCAGCCGAUAAAGAGCUACUGAAUCUGAAACAAAACUUAUCAGAAUCUCUUUCUCUGAUGGAGAACAUGAAAAACCAACUGAAGAAUUGCAAAGAGUCUGAAUCUCAGACACAAGAUGUUGUCGAUGAAACUUUGUUGCAACUCGAGUCUGCGAAAAGAACUGUCGAGAUUUUAAGGGAUGAUGUCACAAAAGACAUAGCUGGCUACAACUCCGUUUCUUCGGAGUUAGAACAGUCUAGAGCUAGGGUGAACACACUAGCGACACUUGUUAGCAAACUUAAGACACGCGUCAACGAUAAUGAAAGGAUUCAUUCUGAUCAAUAUCUUGUAGAUGAUCGUAAAUUUGAGAAGGAACGUGAAAUAUUGAAAGAUGGAGAGGAUCCUAAUCAGAUUGAAGAAGAGAUUUGUUCUUUGAAGUCCGAGGUUGGAAGGUUGACAUCUGCUUUAGAGAUCUCCGAGGCAAAAUAUCAAGAAGAACAGAUUCAAAGCACGGUGCAGAUAAAGAAUGCGUACGAGUUGAUGGAGCAGAUAAAAUCUGAAUCAGGUCAGAAACAAUGUGAGUUGGAGGCUGAAUUACAAAGAAAGAAAACUGAUAUUGAAGAGUUGAAGGCUAAUCUAAUGGACAAAGAAACCGAGUUGCAAGGUAUCAUGGAAGAGAACGAUAAUUUGAAUUCGAAGCUUGAAAAGAGCAUGUCAUCACAAAAUGAACAUGGAAUUAAUAAGGAACUUAAAAGAUUGGAACAAUGUGUGGAUGAAUUAAAAGCUGAUAUGAUGGACAAAGAAACAACAUUGCAAAGCAUAUCUGAAGAAAACGAGACGCUGAAGUUGGAAAUCAGCAAGAGUUGCUCGGACGGUGGCAAAGCGAGUGAGGAAAUGGAGAGAGCUAAGGCUGCAGAGCACGAGGCAGUUACGAAACUCGGGAUAGUGAUGGAGGAAGCAGACAGAAGCAACCGUAAAGCGGCAAGGGUGACGGAGCAGUUGGAAGCAGCACAAGCAGCGAGUUCAGAAAUGGAAGGCGAACUUAGAAGGCUUAAGGUACAAUCUGAUCAAUGGAGGAAGGCUGCAGAAGCAGCUGCUGCUAUGCUUUCGGCCGGGAACAACGGGAAGCUUACCGAGAGAUCCGUGUCUUUGGACAAUAAUAAUAACUAUAAGUGCUCAUCACCUUAUGCUGAAGAUAUUGAUGAUGAUUUCCAAAGAAAGAAAAAUGGUAACAUGCUGAAGAAGAUUGGAGUAUUAUGGAAGAAGCCUCAAAAAUAGUGACUGAUUGAUAGUGAUAUCUAUAUAUAUGGUGUUGUACUAAUUUUGUGUUAUGCUGUUUAUGUCAUAGUUUAUGUCUUUUGGUAUUUUGUACACUCAACUCUGCAUUGCAUUGUAAAUUCUGUCUGUGUCAGAAACUGUUUGUUAUCUUUUUACUUGGAAAAUUUACAUUUAGCUGUUGAA